CAGAGCACGAAAUAAUAACAGGAUCAUGUGCCUUAUUUUCCUUUCUUUCGGCUUUGAACAAGGAUGCUUAAUUGUUCAACCACUCUCUAUAUAAUCUUUAUAAGUUUUUCCCCUCUCAUUAGUAGUGUGCAUGGUCAACGUCUUAACUCUAACAACUUCAUAUUUUGCUCCUAAAACAACCUCAUUCAUACAUCUUGUACAAACCUUAUUAAACCACUACCUAAACAUCCUUCCAUUCUCAUUCCAUAGUUCACCACAUUUUUGUUCUUCAGGUUUAGUUUGGAAGAAGAGAAAUGGAGGCGAAAACCGGAGCCGAGAAGAAGCAGCUAAUUUCACUGCUUCAAGGCAGUGAUGCCAUCUCCAUCAAUCGGGUUCUAGCGCGAGAACCCUCCAUCGGGCUUGGCCAAUCUUCGCGUAUAUAUUACCGGAAACCUGAGGGUGUUCCUUUCAACUGGGAGAUGCAGCCGGGGACUCCGAUUAACCGGCCAGAAGAAGAAGCAAUUCCACCCCUUAGUCCUCCUCCGCAGGUGCUAAGCUUGGGGUUGCCUAAGCCUUGUGUAGAUCAUCUUACUGAUGAACUAGAUCACUCAAAGGCCUGGUUCUGGAAGAAGAUCAAGAUUAUCUACAAAGAUAAGAAAACUCGAGCUCAAGCAUCUAAAGAGUCGGAUCCAAACAUACAAGAUAAAGAUUAUUCUGAAGGAGAUUUUGUAGCCUCAUCUUUCAACAACACGUUUACUGCUUCUUCCUCUUCCUUAUCUUCAAGCUCCUCAAAUGGUAAUGCUGUGGAAUCAUCAGGCGUUGUUAGUGGGGAACUUCUUGAAGGUUCAUUUUGCUGCAGUCCUUGGAACAUCUCCAAAAUCCUGGAUGAAGGAAGCAGGAAAGUGUACUAUUGCAGAAUCCACAAGGCAGCAUUUGCAGUAGAAAAUGAUGGUUGUUUGGUGGGAAAAAUUCUGCCCAGAGUAUCAUCAGUUGGGCAUUCUUUUCGUUCAUACUACCGAAGCUCUGAUGGGAUCCCUUUCAAAUGGGAAAUGCAGCCCGGAACACCGAUGAAUCCGCCCGAAAACGAGCUCAUUCCGCCCCCUAGUCCACCGCCUGCGGUUCAGAGUUUAGGACUAACACUUCCGAAUCUCAAUGACUCUGAUGAGGAAACAGAGAAAAGUAGUAGAAGCUCAAAGAUGGUAAAAAUUUGGUUCUGGAUUACCAACAAGAAAAUGCAGGGAACUGAAAAGGUAGGAGGAAUUAGGUGCUUGAGACUUGACAACAAUGCAACAGUAUCUGGCUGCUUGGUCGAUGAUGAUCGGAAAUGUGUCGAGUCAAAUGGUUCAAUCGCCGGCGGCCGGUCUUGUUCAUCAUCAUCAUCAAUCUCCUCCCCAAGUUCAAACGUUUCUGUCCCCAGAUCAAAUAGUUUGGUCAAAGUUUCCAAAUUUAGAAGGGAUUUUUUGGGUGGUUACUUCUGUUUCCAUCCAUCAACCUUGUAGUAUUUUGUGUCAUAUUCUUGUAACCUGUAAUAAUAAUUCACACACCC
Molecule: messenger RNA, 1525 nt
Organism: Oldenlandia corymbosa var. corymbosa
Lineage: Eukaryota; Viridiplantae; Streptophyta; Magnoliopsida; Gentianales; Rubiaceae
Source: the annotation of a GenBank genome assembly